This is a messenger RNA of Manis pentadactyla (Chinese pangolin), 2352 nucleotides long. RefSeq names its product DNA cross-link repair 1C (gene DCLRE1C). The record is from RefSeq and is a predicted model, not a curated record. Gene Ontology annotation, molecular function: 5'-3' DNA exonuclease activity; damaged DNA binding. NCBI's taxonomy places the organism in Eukaryota, Metazoa, Chordata, Mammalia, Pholidota, Manidae. The transcript has 14 exons. Gene Ontology annotation, biological process: double-strand break repair via nonhomologous end joining; protection from non-homologous end joining at telomere; interstrand cross-link repair. The coding region runs from base 82 to 2145 and encodes 687 amino acids.
GCAGGUUCCCGGAAGUAGCGGCGCGGUCAAGAUCUCGGCUUGCAGGCUGGGCGUAGGGGUCCGCUGGGUUUGGCCGGCGCUAUGAGUUCCUUCGAGGGACAGAUGGUCGAGUAUCCUACCAUCUCCAUAGACCGUUUCGACAGGGAGAACCUGAGGGCCCGUGCCUACUUCCUGUCCCACUGCCACAAGGAUCACAUGAAAGGAUUAAGAGCCCCUGCCUUGAAAAGAAGGCUGGAGUGCAGCCUGAAGGUUUACCUAUAUUGUUCGCCUGUUACUAAAGAGUUGUUGUUAACUAGCCCGAAGUACAGAUUUUGGGAGAAACGAAUUAUGUCAAUUGAAGUCGAAACUCCUACCCAGAUAUCUUUAGUUGAUGAAGCAUCAGGCAAGAAGGAAGAGAUUGUUGUGACUCUCUUGCCAGCUGGUCAUUGCCCAGGAUCGGUUAUGUUUCUUUUUCAGGGCAGUCAUGGAACUGUCCUGUACACGGGAGACUUCAGGUUGGCAAAAGGAGAAGCUGCCAGAAUGGAGCUCCUGCACUCCGGGGGCAGAGUGAAAGACAUCCAGAGUAUAUACUUAGAUACUACUUUCUGUGAUCCAAAAUUUUAUCAAAUUCCUAGUCGAGGGGAGUGUCUGAGUGGAAUAUUAGAGCUGGUGCGGAGCUGGAUCACUCGGAGCCCGUACCAUGUUGUGUGGCUGAACUGCAAAGCUGCGUAUGGAUAUGAGUAUCUGUUCACCAACCUCAGUGAAGAAUUCGGAGUCCAGGUUCAUGUGGAUAAACUAGACAUGUUUAGAAACAUGCCUGACAUUCUUCAGCAUCUCACAACAGACCGUAGCACUCAGAUCCAUGCAUGUCGGCACCCAAAGGCAGAGGAGUAUUUUCAGUGGAAUAAAUUACCCUGUGGAAUUACUUCCAAAAACAGAAUUCCACUCUGCACAAUCAGCAUUAAGCCAUCUACUAUGUGGUUUGGAGAAAGAACCAGAAAAACAAAUGUAAUUGUGAGGACUGGAGAGAGUUCAUACAGAGCGUGCUUUUCUUUUCACUCCUCCUACAGUGAGAUUAAAGAUUUUUUGAGCUACAUCUGCCCUGUGAAUGCAUAUCCAAAUGUUAUUCCAAUAGGCACAACUAUGGAUAAAGUUAUAGAAAUCCUAAAGCCUUUAUGCCGAUCUUCCCAAAGUACGGAGCCAAAGUAUAAGCCACUUGGCAAAUUGAAGAGAGUUAGAACAACCCACAUAGACUCAGAGGAGGAAGAUGAUGAUCUCUUUGAUGAUCUGCCAGUACCUUUAAGGCACAAGGUUCCAAACCAGCGAACUCCUCACCCUGAGGUAUUUCCAACUAGUACAGUAUCACCAAACAAGCCUGAAAAACUGAGACAAAGCACAGGAUGCUUCAAAGCAGAGAGUAUGCAAACCUCACUUUGGGCCAACUUUAUAGACUGUGAAGAAUCCAACAGUGAAAGUGAAGAAGAAUUACAAAUCCCAUCCUCAUCUCAAGGAGGCCUGGUUCCUGCUCCACUUCAGCAAAAGGCUGAUGUGGAAGUACCACAGUGGGAAGUGUUCUUUAAAAGAAACGAUGAUAUCACAGAUGACAAUUCAGAAAACUUCCCUUCUUCCACAGAGGCAGGAGGCUCUCAAUCACCAAAGCUUUUCAAUGAUUCUGAUGGGGAAUCAACUCACAUCUCUUCCCAGAACUCUUCGCAGUCAACACACAUAUCAGAACAAGGAAGUCAAGGCUGGGACAGCCAAUCUGACACUGUUUUGUUAUCUUCCCAGGAGAGAAACAGUGGGGAUAUUACCUCCUUGAACAAAAAUGGCUAUAGACCAAGAAUUAAAGAGAAUAUUUCUGCCUCUCAGAUGGAACAAAGUUUACUUUGUCCAAAGGCUCUUUACUCUGAUUUGAAAAGCGGAGAUGAAGAUGUAAAUACAGUUGGAGAACCAACUAUAAGCAGUGAGGAACACAUACUUCAGGAAAAAAGGUUGCCGAAUCUUAGUAACAAUGCAGAUUCACAGAAUUCCUCUGAUUUUGAAAUUCCCUCUACUCCAGAAGCUGAGCUACCUAAACGAGAGCAUUUACAAUACUUAUACAAGAAACUGGCAACAGGUGAGAGUAUAGCAGUUGAUAAAAGAAAAAGCUCACUCUUAGAUACUUAAGAAUUUAAAUCACUUUAUUUUAGAGCAACCACUAAAAAACAAGAGAUGGCAGAACUAAAUCCAAACAUACCAAUCAUUACAUUAAAUGAAAAUGGUCUAAACACACCGAUGAAAAGACAGGGGAAAAAAACCAAACCCAACUGUGUACUGCAUAAGCAACUCACUUCAAAUGACAUAGGUUAGGUUAAAAAAAAAGUAAAAGGACUG